Molecule: messenger RNA, 2539 nt
Organism: Zootoca vivipara (common lizard)
Lineage: Eukaryota; Metazoa; Chordata; Lepidosauria; Squamata; Lacertidae
Gene: HMX1
Product: H6 family homeobox 1
Biological process (GO): negative regulation of DNA-templated transcription; regulation of transcription by RNA polymerase II
Cellular component (GO): nucleus
Molecular function (GO): RNA polymerase II transcription regulatory region sequence-specific DNA binding; DNA-binding transcription factor activity, RNA polymerase II-specific
Source: RefSeq, a predicted model, not a curated record
UUGACCUAAAUAACGAGGCUGGCGAGGGCGAGGCGCCGAGCCCGGGGCUGCGCGCUCGCUCUCCGGUGGGCACUUCCCGGGCGCUCCCCUUGCUGCGCCGCUUGCAGGAAUCCCGGCUGCCCGGCCGGCGCGUCCCAUCGGAGAAGCUUGGCUCGCUGGCCGAGCGCGGGACUGUGGCUGGUUAUCGCGCAGCCCCUGGCGCCUUGGAUGGGGGCUUCCCUUCGCGCUGCCCAGGCAGGAAAUGAGGGCCUAUUGUGCUCGCGGAUGAGGACUCCGUCGAAGGCGCCUCGCCUGGCCCAGUGAGCUGAGCGGGCGGCGUCCCUCGCCUUGGCAGCAGCCCGGAGCCCGGCCGCCGCGCUGGCUCUCGCCUCCCUUCGGCGAUGCCCGACGAAGCCGCGGAAAGCGCGUCUCCCGCCUCGGCGGCCGCGCGCGUCUCCUCCUUUUUCAUCGCGAAUUUGCUGGCCGCCAAAGCCCAGGACAAGCAGAGGCCAGACGGCGCCGACGAGGAACGCCAAGCGCGGCGGGCGCGCGGCGGCGGCUUCGCAGGCAGCCAUUGUUCGCUCGCCUGCUGCCCGUGCCAGGCUUCCCGCUUCGGGCUCGGGCUGCGCGGCUACCCGCUCCGGGAGAGCACCGUGGACUGGUACAGAAGAGCGCACGUGGCUUUCAUAGGCUGCGCCAGUCCGGAAACCAGCGACAGAGACUCUCCGGAGAUCUCCGAGGAGGCAUCACCCGGGAAGGAAGCAGCAGCUGCAGUAGGAGGCGGCGGCAGCGGCUGCUGCGAGAAAGUGGCCGCGGAGCUGAGCCCGGGCGCGAAAAGCGAGGACUUGGCGUGCAGCGGCGGCGCACAGGAAGGCGGUGGCGGCAGCCAGGGCAGCAGCAGCCUGGACGAGGAGCGCGCGGAGGAGUCGGAGGGCGGCGAGGCGCGCGGCGGUGGCGGGCGCAAGAAGAAGACGCGCACCGUCUUCAGCCGGAGCCAGGUCUUUCAGCUGGAGUCAACCUUCGACGUGAAGCGCUACCUGAGCAGCUCGGAGCGGGCCGGCCUGGCCGCCUCGCUACACCUCACCGAGACGCAGGUGAAGAUCUGGUUCCAGAACCGCCGCAACAAGUGGAAGAGGCAGCUGGCGGCCGACCUGGAGGCCGCCAACCUCCCGCACACGGCGGCGCAAAGGAUAGUCCGCGUGCCCAUUUUGUACCAUGAGAACUCGCUGGCGGGCGGUGCGCUGGGCUGCUUCACGCUGCCGCCUCCCGCGCACGCCUCCCCGCCGCUGGUCGCCGUCUCCGGCAGCGGCGUCGCCUACCCUGGCGACCUUCCCCGCGGCCUCGGCGCCCUUCCUCCGUUCGCAAGUGACUGGCCUCGUUUGAUCCUCUCCCUCCUGGACACCGUUUUCCUUUCUGGGUCCCAAACUACUUGAUUGGAUGCUUUUGAUUGUUUUAAAGGUGCAAUAAACUUAUAUAUUUUCCCCGGGCGUAAAAAAAAAUUUUUUUUCAAGAAGCAAAGCAAAAAGUCUCUACUUGACCUCUGUUCCUCGCUCGGACUUCUCCUGAGCAAGAGCCUGCCAGGUUUGCGUCCAGGAAUUCUGGAGACCAUAGUUUGCGGGCUCAAGUCCUAGAGACACUUCUCCUUAUACUUCGAAGAUCUGCGGAUGGGCUUCUCGCAUUUCUUAAUGGCGGCAAUGUUGCGUAAGAAAAGAAUGUAAAGAUGUUUACUUUUCCAGCCACAAUGCCAGGGACACAGGCCUCCUGCCUUUGUCCGCCCCCGGCAGCUCUUCCUCUGAUCAAAAGUAUAGUUGAAACACGUGAUCUGUCGCAUAGUUUAUUGCCUUUUCAUAGGAUGAGGAAGAUUGAGGGAAACUGAAGUAUUGGCAUUCAACAAGAUAGUUUUUAUCGCCCUCCCUCUGAAAGCUUUUCAUUCGGUAUCUUGUUUAGGAAAGGCUUUAGUUGGCCUACCUUGAAAUUGAUUGUCAAUGGGUGUUUUGUAUCUUUUAAAAAACAACAACCUGGAAUUAAUUGGAUGCUAAAGAGAUUUGCUUCCCAAUUUGCAAAUAAUUAUUGAAUUUUGGGCCGGUUUUCAUGAGGAAAAACCCCCUGCAAACUUCUCUUGCUGUAACAUUUUAGAUGUAAAAUCCAUAUUUGGAUUUAUUUUCUGUGCCUCACACCCCAAAAAUCAACAUAUAUGAAGUAUGCGCUAUAAUUAUUCAAUUGAUUUUAAUUUAUGGUAUAAAAUGUUUUAAAAUCCUCCUUAAUAAUUUUCAUUCUUCAACCAUUUCCCCAAGCGCCCCGUUAUAAUAGUUUAUACUUCCCUUGACGUCAUGUUAUAGCCUAAUUCCGUUUGAGUGGUUGAAAAUGACCAAUUUGCCAAAGCCUUUGAUUUCCUUCAGUCAUGUUCGAAUAUGUUUCCUGUGGAAAGCUGGAUUGCGCAUUCAUGUGUCCUGUUCACAACAUAUUAGAGUAAAACUUCAGUUGAUAACUUGUCUUUAGCGACUGUAAUGCGGUAUUAUAUGAAGUAUUAUGCAUGCGUAAACUAUGUUUCUUUAACCAA